This is a messenger RNA of Mya arenaria, 1558 nucleotides long. RefSeq lists its product as uncharacterized. The coding region runs from base 23 to 1558 and encodes 511 amino acids. The transcript has 11 exons. The record is from RefSeq and is a predicted model, not a curated record. NCBI's taxonomy places the organism in Eukaryota, Metazoa, Mollusca, Bivalvia, Myida, Myidae.
GUGGUCUUACCAUUGGAAAUGGAUGCUGUUCUUACUUUGGGUGAUAUAUCCUGGCAGCAAUGGGUCUCACUUUCGCGGGGCUAUGAUUUUCUGGAAGCAGAGUAAGGAUGGCACCGCGAUUGACGUGGACUACCGUGAGUCGUGGCGACGGACGUCCCAGAGUCCCAUGUGUAACGACACCGUCAUUGCCGAACAGUGGAUAACCACGAAUUCAGAGGGCUUCUUAGAGGAAUUGGUCACGCCUACCUUGACCAACCUUUACAGUUUCAACCUUAAUUCUGGUUUCUCUGAGGAGUUUUUGUACACGUGCACUGAUUACAGCCUGCUGGAGGACUGGCAGACAGGAAGGGGCCACAUCCGGUUUCCGCUCAAUUCUACCAACAACAAAUCAUUUUACACAUUUGAGUUUAACGGUUGUUGUUGGAUCGACACGCUGGUAGAGGGGGCUAGCUCGAGCUGGAAGGUCCAGAUGACGGUCAACACGUCCGUCCGUGCAGACACCGGUCGCAUGAACGCCUCUCCGCGGAUAGACUUUCCACCCCUUGUUCGUUUGAAAUAUGGAUGUAGCCACACUAUAAGACUUCCGGUAAUGGACGCAGACGGUGACGCGGUGCGGUGCCGGUGGGCGCGGCAGACCGAGAGUGAUGGCGUCUCCCGCUCGUUUUCGAGGGCAGUUCUACAUGAGGGUUGGUAUCCGGUUGCCAUACAGAUAGAGGACUUCAAUCCCCGGGCGGCACCAGGGGCCAUCAGCAGCGUACCGCUCCAGUUCCUUGUAUCCAUCGAGGGAGACUUCACCAACUGCACGGUGUUUGAGCACGAGCGCCCCCAGUUUGUAAACUUCACUCUCCCGGAUAUGGCCUGUAUAGGCGUGACCAACCAAUCUGACUUUACCACGGAUAUCUACAUUCAGAGUGGCGCUAAAAACCAAAUAUCUGAAGUGAAGACAGUGUCACCGCUGGGUCUGGUGAAGUCCGCUCUGCAGCAGACGGCGCUUGAUGGCCACUGGCACGUGCAAGUCACAUGGAACCCCGAUCACGCAGACUCCGUCGACAAUGUCUUUUGCUUCACCGCUGUGGACGAUAACGGGAUGUCAAGUGAACAAAGGUGUAUAACUCUGCUAGCUGGAGUUCCAGCAGCGGAGGCGAUUCCCGGCUCCCAAUCGCCCAAUGAUCAAGUGGUCCCCGUCACCCAGCACCAGUGGACCGUCGUUUUCAACCGCCCCGACCUUGCGCCCACGAGACCAGCUUACAUGUACCUGUACCUCGCAAACGGGACUUUAGUUGAGCAGAUUGACGUCGCGUCCGCUUCCGGUGUGACAUACUCUCACGUGACCAACAACACGCGGCUCCAAUUCCAAACCACCGCCAGGCUGUCCCCCGGGCAACAAUAUUACUUCCUCUUAGGACAAGGUUUGGUGCAAGGAAAAGACUACUGCGGCGCGGACUCGAAACCCGUGAUGGAUCCAACCUUCUGGCGAUUCUCCGUGGGUUCGUACUCUACACUUCCGAGAUGUAUUUCAUUUUACAGAAAUCCAUCUGGUAGACCUUUCUUAAAGUGA